Messenger RNA from Vollenhovia emeryi, 4600 nucleotides. It is a transcript of the gene Cdc27, whose product is annotated as cell division cycle protein 27 homolog. NCBI's taxonomy places the organism in Eukaryota, Metazoa, Arthropoda, Insecta, Hymenoptera, Formicidae. The record is from RefSeq and is a predicted model, not a curated record. The transcript is spliced from 13 exons. The coding region runs from base 195 to 2714 and encodes 839 amino acids. Gene Ontology annotation, biological process: cell division. Gene Ontology annotation, molecular function: protein binding.
CCUGGCGACCCGUGCGAGCAGUCGCUCGCUUCAAAAGAAUCGAAGCAAAGAUGGACUCCUGAGAGAUUUUUAUACACACGCCAGAGUAGUCGUCGCCGUGGAACCUGGGAGUAUUCCGCCGUUAAAUUCUCACCGAGGCGCGCCCGAGGAGGGGCCGGACGUUCUUUUAUGAUCACGCUCGCGGGGUGUGAACGAUGAUCGUGCAGGAGCCAGUGCAGGCGGCCAUAUGGCAUUGUUUAAAUCAUUAUGCUUAUCCAGACGCUAUAUUCCUGGCGGAACGGUUGUGUGCGGAAGUGGACACGGAGGAGAGUUUGUUUCUUUUGGCAACAUGUUACUAUCGCUCCGGCCGAGUUAGGCAAGCCUAUGCCUUGUUAUCCCAGAAGGCGCCCAGUUCGGCGCAGUGUAGGUUUCUGCUAGCAAAAUGUUGUUACGAUUUGGAAAAGUACGCGGAGGCGGAGGCUGCGAUAAUCGGCGGGUACUACAAACAGUUGAAGAACCUGGAAGAGAUAAUAACGCAGUUCGGGGAACAGGCGUGCUUCUCCCUGCAGAUAAUAGCCAAGAUUUACUACAAAAUGAUGCGCACCGCGAGAGGUAACGAGGCGCACAAGUUGGCACUGAAAUUGAAUCCCUUCCUCUGGCACUCGUUCGAGGAGCUCUGCAACGUCGGCGAGAAGGUGGAUCCCGCCAAGGUGUUUCAGCUGGACAAGCUAGAUUCUUUCGCCAUGUGCCACGGUACUGUGUCCACGCUCAGCUACGUCGCUGAACCGGACCUGAUCGUACCUGGAAAUAACGCCAAUACACCCAUAUCGAACGGCACUAAUAUUACACCCGUGACGACGGCGUCAACGCUGAUAAAUGGCGGGCAGUUGCCGCAGGUGCGACUGUGCUCCUCCAUGGAGGACAGCCCGCAAAAUAUGCCGAUUCACUAUAGCAAUUGCUCCUCGAUAUCGCCGAGGACCAAGGUGUCGCGUUACCGCAGCAUGUUCAGCAAUUCCAUGAGCCCGCUCACACCUAGCUUCGGUAUCUUGCCGCUGGAAAACAAUACGCCCGAGCCGGCGGUUCCACCCUCGCAUACGACUCUCACGGAAGCCAACGACCAGAAGAGCUUGGCGAAACGAGUCAGUAGUCUAAGGGCUCAUGUGGGGCAAUUGAUGUCGAGAAAAGAAACGCCGCUGCAACAAGGCAAAUCGGUGUUUUCCCAGUCGGGGAAUACGAGCAAUACUGCCAAUAUUGUGACAGUGACAGCGGCUAAUCCGACCUCACCCCCGUCACCGACGUUUCAGGGCACCAAUGUUAGACGGUCGUCGCGACUCUUCAGCCACAAUUCCGUAAAGGAAAACAAUAAAUCGCCCAAUAGGAAUAAAUUUGCGACUCCAAAGUCACCGUCUCGGAAGACGAAAGCGAGACUGGCCAAGGCGAAUUUGAACAAGGCCAAUUUCAACGAGUUAAAUGAGAGGAAUAGAAACGAAAAGGAGAAGAGCGAAACGAUUACGUCGGAGAAAGCUGUGGCUAACGCGAACGCGCUCAACGCCCAGAAUAAUAAUAUUCAUUCGGGAAUAACAUUGCAAAAGCAAUCGGCAGAGGGUUUGAUGUCCUUGUUACGAGAAUUGGGGACGGCGUAUCAGCACUUGAGUCAGUACAAAUGUACACAUGCGAUUGAAAUACUAAGUGUACUGCCGACACAGCACUAUAAUACAGGCUGGGUACUCUCUAUGCUGGCUCGUGCACAUUUCGAAAUGAUAAAUUAUAAGAAGGCUGCUAGUUAUUUCGCCGAAGUGCGACAAUUGGAGCCACAGAGGACAGAAUUGAUGGAGAUUUAUAGCACUGUUCUGUGGCAUCUGCAUGCAGAGGUGCAGCUGUCUACGCUUGCUCAAGAUCUGGUUUCCCAAGACCGUAAUUCGGCGGCAGCAUGGUGUGCCACGGGUAAUCUCUUCUCGGCGCAGACGGAGCACGAAACCGCGAUUAAAUUUUUCCAAAGAGCUAUUCAGGUGGAUCCUAAUUUUCCGUACGCCUAUACGCUGCUAGGACACGAAUACGUUUUGACUGAGGAACUAGAUAAAGCGAUUACUGCUUUCCGUAACGCCAUCAGACUCGACUCGAGGCAUUACAAUGCAUGGUUUGGAUUAGGAACGAUAUUUUCGAAACAGGAACAAUAUAGUUUAGCGGAAUUACACUUUAAACGGGCCUUACAAAUAAAUCCGCAGAAUUCUACGCUGAUGUGCCACAUAGGUGUCAUGCAACACGCCCUGAAGAAAACCGAUCAGGCGCUCAAGACUUUGAACACCGCGCUAAUUAACAAUCCGGAUAACGCUCUGUGCAAGUUCCAUCGCGCGAGCAUCAACUUCUCCAUUGGUCGACACAUGGAAGCUCUAAGAGAAUUCGAGGAGCUAAAGAAUAUUAUACCCAAAGAAUCUCUAGUCUAUUAUUCGAUAGGAAAGGUGCAUAAAAAAUUAGGCAAUACCCAUCUUGCGUUGAUGUACUUUAGUUGGGCAACUGAUUUAGAUCCGAAAGGUGUUAAUAGUCAAAUUAAGGAAGCUAUAUUGAGCCCUGGCCAAGGAGAUGACGACUCUCCGCCGACGCAAUCAGACGAACAGCAAGCACAAAGUAAUUCAAUGGAACAGGACAUCGAAACCAGCAGGGAAGGCAGUGCCGCGCCACUUGCUGGAAACGUCUCGGUCGAGCCUCAUGCCGACGAUAGCGACGAUAGUUUGUGAAAACGAUAUGCGAGAAGACUUCCGUGAGAAAAAAUAUGGAGCGUCAUCCUUGGUGUCAUUCGAAUCGUUUCUCACUCGCCAAUAUGGCUUGGCUUACAAAAUUAUGCGCGUUCAUUGAUUUUAAAUUGAAUGGUUGUCGAUAUCUUUGCGUACUCUUCUGUAUCAUUCAUUAUUCGGUUAAAAGUAGUCGAAUUAUUUUUUCACAUCGUCGAAGUUUCUUUUCAUUUUGCACGAAUUCAAAGUUCUUGCAUACACGGAUGCGGUGUCCUUGCGACAAUAGAAGACUCGCGUGUCGUAUCCUCCAUCAACUUAUACGUUACGCGUUUCGCCUCUGUAUAUUUUUUUACAAUUGCUCGAAUCACCUUUUGUAUUCAUGCGCUCUUCAAUCAUCUUUGUGUGUGUGUGUAUGCGUGCGUGUAUGUCUCUCUUGUACCUCGUUGCUCGCGAAUUAAACCGUUUAAAGUCAAACGUGACUCAAAAACGUGGAGACGUGAAGUCGAUCGAGUUUGCCUUUAAUAAGGUUCGAUUACAAUAAGAGUGGGGCGAUUUAAUUCUUGUUCGCAGACGAGGUAUUUGAGAUUUACGGUUGAAUAGAGACUGUAUCAUGUUGCGAAAAGAUGAAUGAAUAUAACCGUAAGCAUGUCGUAUAUAGUUAGGUAAUAUAAUUAAUUGUUCGCGGAUAAGGAGGAAGAGUCUUGUGUAAAUGUAAAUUAUUAUUACUGUGUAUUUACCUAUUAUUACUAUUAUUACUAUUUACUAUUAGCGCUAUCAUUACCAUUAUUAUUCGUAUGAUUAUCAUUGUUGAUUUAGUGAUUGUGGAGAUAUCGUCGGCCGCUCGGCGUCGGAGCGGCCGCCGGACGAUCGUGCAAUUCUCGUCAUGAAGAUCCCACAUUUUUGAUCGAACAUACGAGUUCCGAAACACCGCGACUGCGAUUACAUUCGGCUUUCGAUCUCGACUCGAUAUCCGGAAUUUAGCAUAACUUGCCUCGCAAAUGUCUCUAUAUAUAUAUGUAUAUAUAUAUCUAUAUAUGCAUAUAUAUAUAGAUACUCGUCGGAUUAUAUUCUUAAUAGUAACUGGACAGAAUUUAUGACGUUUACGGCGUCGGUCUUCUCGUAUCGAUAUUAAGUGUACAAUGCAAAUUGUGUCGUUACUCCUCGAAGAACUCGUCGAGGAUUUCCCGGAACAGAGAUCGCAACAUGUCGCAUCCGGAUGAAAAACGGCGUAUAAGGAAAGAAAAAACUAAUACGUUCACCUCCAACUUUCGAACAAAUUCGAGUUGUGAUCCCAGCGCUGGCACCGUCGCGCGUGACUGUAACAUUUUAUAUUGUACACGUAAUUAAACGAAAGACACGUCACAGGGAAAAAAAUAGAAAGGAGAAAUUGUGGACAAAUCGCCGACCGAGAAAAAAAAAUGCGUCUGCGUGGUGCGCGCAGAUCAGCGUAUCCCUCUUGUUUCUUCCGCUCCCUUGUGUCUCUCUGUCCUUUUCGAUUUAUUUAUUUAUUUAUAAUAUCUUUUUACGCGUUCCGCGUUCGUCCCGUGUCUUCGGGGUGGGGGACAAGGACGGGAGCGAGAGCGGAAGUUUUCUCUCUGCAUAUCCGGGAUAUAGCGCUUAAUCUCGUUAUUUAUUAACGGCGUCUAAUCGUUAUUUAUUGUUUGAGAUCCCCGCACGUUUAUUGCUGAGCGGAAAAAAAAAUUGAGUCGCGACUAAUCUUCCAAAGAACUUUAGGAAACCGAUACGCGUGUUGUAUGCGAUGUCUGGCCCUCGCCUUUACCCAGCCGCCGCGAUACAGGAACCGAGGAGGUUCGAUCCAAGUCAACAAUCGCUGCCGUGUUACUCGUUAAAAAAAAGAGGUGUAUGCGCGAAAUAAAGGCCUGCACUUUUUA